GUGUUCUUCGUGAUCCGGCUGAUCGCAGCCCCCAUGUCGAACUCCCUGCCCCCCAUCACUGACCCCGACCCCCUGAUGGCCUGCGACCUGAUGGACGGCCGCGAUGCUUUCCUCACGUUGGCGCGGGACAAACACCUGGAGUUCAGCUCGCUGCGUAGGUCCAUGUGGAGCUCCAUGUGCAUGCUGGUGGAGCUGCACAACCAGAGCCAGGACCGCUUCGUAUACACCUGCAACGAGUGCAAACACCACGUGGAAACACGCUUCCACUGCACCGUCUGCGAGGACUACGACCUGUGCAUCACCUGCUACAACACGAAGGGCCACGUGCACAAGAUGGAGAAGUUGGGCCUGGGUCUGGACGACGAGAGCAGCAACUCGUCAGCCGCAGCGACUCAGAGCCCCGGAGACUCACGGCGCCUCAGCAUCCAGCGCUGCAUCCAGUCCCUGGUCCACGCCUGCCAGUGCCGCAACGCCAACUGCUCGCUGCCGUCCUGCCAGAAGAUGAAGCGCGUGGUGCAGCACACCAAGGGCUGCAAGAGGAAAACCAACGGCGGCUGUCCAAUCUGCAAACAGCUCAUCGCGCUCUGCUGCUACCACGCCAAACACUGCCAGGAGAACAAGUGUCCGGUUCCCUUCUGUCUCAACAUCAAGCACAAGCUCCGCCAGCAGCAGCUUCAGCACCGGCUCCAGCAGGCGCAGAUGUUGAGGAGGAGGAUGGCCAGCAUGCAGAGGGUCGGACAGUCUGGAGGAGGAGGGGGAGGAGGAGCUCCAGGAGGAAAUGGAUUACCUUCUCCCAGUGCAAACAACGGAUCAACAGCGCCUGGAACACCGACCUCUGUGGGGGGAACGCAGCCGCCCACCCCUCAGACACCGACACAUGGGAACAUGCCCGCUCUCCCCCAGCAGCAGGGAGGCAUGGGGGGGAUGGGAGCCAUGGGAGGCAUGGGAGGAAUGGGGCAGCAACAAGGUGGUCCUCAGCAUCACCUCCAUCAGUAUCAGCCUGUGGGAGUUGGAGGGGGGAUGAUGAACUCCCCUCAGCAGCAAAUGGUGCCUCAAAUCCAGGCUCCAAACGUCCAGCAGCACCAGGGGGUUCUUCCUCCGUACAACCCCAGACCCGCAGGAGCGUCACCUUUACACCAGUCUCUAGGAAAACCAGGAUCCACCCCUCCCCAGCAACAGCAGCAACAACAACAACAACAGCAAGCCAUCAUGCCGGGGCAGAACCAGCAGCAGGGGCCCCCUCUGGCUGCUGUGGAGACGGCGCUGAAGAUCCAGCGGCUCGCAGAGACCCAAAGACAGAUGGCUCAGGCUCAGGCUCAGGCUCAGGCUCAGAUACGAGGCAUGGGCCAGGGGGGGGGUCUGAUGCCCCAACACCCCCACCACCAGACCCCCCAGGUUCAGAUGGGCAUGCCCCCCCACAUUGGGGCACAGGGCAUGCCCCCCCAGAAUCAGGGAGUCGUCGGCAGGACUAUGUUAGAGCAGCAGGGCAUGUUAGCGGGGCUUCAGCAGCAGCAGCAGGGCGGCCCCCCCCAGACUCAGCUGCUGCCUCAUCAGGUGCAGCAGCAGGGAGGGGCGCAGCAGCAGUGGGGGGGGGGCGCACCUCCCAACAUGAGCCCCCAGCAGAGGAUGAUGGGUCACAUGCAGCAGCAGCAGGCAGGAAUCCCUCAGCAGGCCAUGAAUCAGCAGCAAGGGGCUCGAGGGCUGAUGCAGGUGAUGGGGGGAGCUGCGGGGCUCUCGGGGGUCUCAGCAGGGGUCCAGAACUCGAUAGUAGCGGCGGCGGCGUCAGGAAACCUCCCCCAGGCUGCGCUGCAGGAUCUCCUGAGGACCCUGCGCUCCCCAAGCUCCCCUCUCCAACAGCAGCAGGUGCUCAACAUCCUGCGCUCAAACCCAACCCUCAUGGCCGCUUUCAUCCGUCAGAGAGCAGCCAGGUACCAGGGGGGUCCUGGGGGGGGCCCCGGUGGGGGGGGCCUCCACAGGGGGUUCCACCACAGCAGGGGGCUCCUGGGGGAGGGGCGAGGUUCCCUGGAGUCCUGCCCGGUGUGGGAGUGGAUGGGCAGCAGCAGCAGGUUAGCGUGA
Molecule: messenger RNA, 2076 nt
Organism: Notothenia coriiceps (black rockcod)
Lineage: Eukaryota; Metazoa; Chordata; Actinopteri; Perciformes; Nototheniidae
Product: histone acetyltransferase p300-like
Exons: 2
Biological process (GO): positive regulation of transcription by RNA polymerase II
Cellular component (GO): histone acetyltransferase complex; transcription regulator complex; nucleus
Molecular function (GO): chromatin DNA binding; zinc ion binding; transcription coactivator activity
Source: RefSeq, a predicted model, not a curated record